This is a messenger RNA of Puccinia graminis f. sp. tritici CRL 75-36-700-3, 495 nucleotides long. RefSeq lists its product as uncharacterized. NCBI's taxonomy places the organism in Eukaryota, Fungi, Basidiomycota, Pucciniomycetes, Pucciniales, Pucciniaceae. The coding region runs from base 1 to 495 and encodes 164 amino acids. The record is from RefSeq and is a predicted model, not a curated record. The transcript has 2 exons.
AUGACGUUCAACACCGAGUGGAUACCUGGUGCUACAUUUUCCGGUCGCGCUUUUCCCGACGACGACACCAACACAGCCCGCAUGAACGACGGUGAUUCCAUCGCCUCCAGCGGUGAUUCCAGUAUUUCCGACGACGAAACAAAUCUUGCUAACGAUACUGAGACCAACGACGCUAAUCCCGAGGUCGCUGUUCCGAACAACACCAUUGUCUUUGCAUCGGAUGAUUCUCCUCCCACUUAUCAACUUGCGGCACUGCCCCUUGGUUCUCCUGAGAACCCGAUCGAAAUAGAGGAUGGAGACGCGGGUAACCAGCCAGAAGAUAAUGAAGAGAUAACCGAUUAUGAAAGAUUGAACAGCCCAAGGUUCGACCCCGUCGAAAUUGUGCCUUUCCAGGCAACUGUUAUUGAUGAGGAGGAAAUCCUUCGAGCUCACACAACUCCCAACGAGUUUUACGAGGUCGAUCCCGCCGUGCACGCACCGCCGCUGGACCAGUAG